ACCUCUGCUACUAACUUUGUCUCGGCGUCACCAACAUCUCACAGACGGUAGGCACACAGGAGCAGACUUCUUCCCCCGCUACUUCUCUUUAAUGAUGAUGAUCCCUUGGCUGGUUCUGUUCUCUUGGAUGGCUGGACUUGGGGCCAGUGCAGUGUUCACCCAGCAGCCCACAGACCUGGUGGUGGUGGCAGGUCAGCCGGUGACCCUGCCCUGCUCCAUCCCUGGUUACCACGGCAUGGUGCUCUGGCUCAGAGAUGGCAUGGCCCUUGGGGUCAACAGGGACCUCUCAGGCUACCCACGCUAUGACAUUGUGGGAGACCACAGCAAAGGAGAAUACCACCUCUUGAUUCAGAGAACCGAAAUGCAGGACGACGCAUUCUUUGAGUGCCAGGCCAUCCAGGCAGCUAUCAGAACACGCCCCGCCCGACUGACUGUGCUUGUUCCCCCUGAUGACCCUGUGAUUGUUGGGGCACCUGUGGUGAGCCUAAGGGCCGGCGACCCCCUCAACCUGACGUGCCACGCCGACAAUGCCAAGCCUGCCGCCUCCAUCAUCUGGAUUCGUAACGGGCAGGUCCUGAAUGGCGCCAUGUUCUCUAAGACACUGUUGCGGGAUGAGCGAAGGGAGAGUACAGUCAGCUCACUCUACCUCUCUGCCUCCAACAUCGAGACAGGCCAACAAAUCACCUGUCGGGCCUCAAACAAGGCCUUGCCCAAUGGGAAAGAUGCCAUUGUCACCAUCGAUAUCCAACACCUGCCCCUGGUCAACCUAUCUGUUGAGCCCCAGCCCAUACUGGAGGGCAAUCUGGUAAAGUUCCACUGCUCUGCCAAAGCUAACCCACCAGUCAUCCACUACAGAUGGGCCAAAGGGGGCAGCGUCAUCAGACAGGUGUCAGGUGACACCUAUGAGGUCAUCGUGGACCACACGUUCUUCACAGAGCCCGUCUCCUGUGAGGUCACCAAUGCGCUGGGCAGCACCAACAUCAGCAGGAACGUGGAUGUCUACUAUGGGCCCAGAAUGGCUGCUGAGCCACAGUCCCUACAGGUGGACCAGGGAUCAGAUGCUAUCUUCAACUGUGCCUGGACAGGAAACCCCUCCCUCACCAUUGUGUGGAUGAAACGUGGCUCUGGAGUGGUGCUUAGCAAUGACAAUAUCCUGACGCUCAAGGCGGUGAGGCAGGAUGAUGCUGGGAAGUACGUAUGCCGGGCGGUGGUCCCCCGAGUUGGAGCUGGAGAAAAGGAAGUGUCCCUCACUGUGAAUGGUCCUCCCACUAUCUCCAGCACCCAGACCCAGCAAGCCCUCUAUGGGGAGAAGGGGCAGAUCAAGUGUUUCAUCCGCAGCACUCCUCCUCCCGACCGCAUUUUUUUUCUGCCAAAGGCCUGGUCGUGGAAGGAGACAGUCUUGGAGUCAGGGACGUCUGGCCGAUACACCGUGGAGACGGUGAGCACCGAGGAGGGGGUGAUCUCCACCCUCACCAUGAGUAACAUCGUCCCUGCUGACUUCCAGACCAUCUACAACUGCACUGCCUGGAACAGCUUUGGGUCCGACACGGAGAUCAUUACACUGAAGGAACAAGAGUCCCUCCGAUUGGCUGUAAUUAUAGGAGUGGCUGUGGGGGCCUUCCUUGCCCUCAUUGUUCUCAUGGGCACAUUGGGUGCCUUCUGCUGUGCUCGCUUCCAGAGGAAAGAUGUUCACCUCGUCAUGUCCUCCCUACCCGUCUCCAUUGCCUCUUGCCAGAGAGACCUUGCAGGCAAAAUGAAAACCGAAAAUCUCAAAGGAGUGGUUUCGGCAAAAAACGACAUCCGGGUGGAGAUUGUUCACAAGGAUCACAACGCAGCUCGGGAAACAGAGGAGCAUACAGCCAUCAAGCAGAUAAUGAUUGAGCGUGGGGAGUUCCAGGCGCAGGAGUCUGUGCUGAAGCAGCUGGAGGUCCUACAAGAGGAAGAGAAGGAGUUCCAGCACAUUAAGGAUCCAACCAAUGGCUAUUACAGUGUCAACACCUUCAAGGAGCACCAUGGCACCCCGACUAUGUCAAUGGCCGCCAACCAGACCAGCGGCGCUGAGGUCAGGAACCCUUUGGCUUCUUCUUCAUCCACCAUGGGAAAGCAGCGUGUGCCUACGGGCAUGUCCUUCACAAACAUCUACAACACGCUAGGUGCUGGGCCCAACCGCCUGUACGACUACAGCCAGCGCUUUGUGCUUGGCAUGGGCAGCAGCUCUAUCGAGUUGUGCGAGCGCGAGUUCCAGCGAGGCUCACUUAGUGACUCCAACUCCUUCAUCGACACGCAGUGUGACAGCGUGAGCAGCUACAGCAAGCAGGACGGCUACGUGCAGUUUGACAAGGACAGCAAGGCCUCGGCAGCCUCCUCAUCUUCCCAAUACUCGCAGUCGUCCUCGCAGAACUCAGACCAGACUCGGCCGCUGCAGAAACGCAUGCAGACCCAUGUGUAAUGGCAGAAGGAACAAUGGAUGGGGGUGGGUUCGGACGGGUUGGGUCGAGGAUAGCACCUUUGGACACUUUAAGGAACACUGCCUGACUGGUAUACAGUGCUAUUUUUUGUUUGGUUUCUACUCUGGUCCACCCGAGGGAGAUGAUGCAGUAUUCCACCUUUGGCAGACGGUGGGCAAUUGUGGUGUCCAUAUUAGGACAGCCUGAAGUCCUGCUGAGACUGAGGCGGUCUUAAUAUGGACAUUGUACGUACAACUCUUUUUACAUGUUAUUUGUGGUACACUCUAUUCCCCUUGAAACAAGCUUUUCAAACAAAAAAGAUCAUAACCUUGAGAGCUACAAUUGGUGGAAAAAAGAUGACAAUCAGAAGUCCACUUCCUAAAUGAAAAAUGCACAGCUGUAGGUAUUAUUCACACAUCUGUGUGGAUAAGUUCCAGAAUUGUUUAAAAGUUUAUUUUCAUUAUGGAGGAAGACAAACUCUUGGGCCUAUGUUCAGCUGCCCGGUUGGGCUUUGAAGCACAAAGGGGUAUUGUUAAAAACCACCCGAGGCAUUUCGUGUACGUGCAAAAAAAUAUCCUUAGAUGGAUAAUGAAACAUGGUGUGAGCGGCAGGCAAUGUAAUAAAGACGAACACCUUGCCAAUUGGCUGACCUGCAGGUCUAAUAGCCCUACAGCUGGACAACUUUAAUUCUCAACGGAUUAUAGAUUUUGUCCCUUUUGGUUAUCUUGGUAAAAUCUAUAUUUUGCUCCUUUAUUUUGGAUUUAUGGUGAUAUUUUUGCCUUUUUGAUGUAUGCCUUGUGAAAGUUCAUUACUGAGUCACAGAUCAUAGAUAAAUGCAUGGAGAAGUGGAUGUGUCAUACUGUUGUACUACUUCACUUGAGCUGACUUUUCAAUUGCUUUGUUCACUCACAAACCAUCAGUUCCUGGAACCGUUUUUCUUCUUCUGAAAGGACAGUGUCAUAUUUACACAUCAGAGAAAAAGGGUCAAGGACCUUAUCAUCUGUACUUUUCCAUUCAAUGUGAGACACUUGCAGCCUGAUCUUAUAUGUGUGAGCAGAUAGCUGUGGAGCCAAAUACAAUGUCAUCUCUGCCGGAGCUGUUCUAAUAUUUGUGGCUUGCCAUACUUAGCUGAUAUCGUGUUGUUUACACUUGAGCUCUGUAAAUCCAGCAUUUUUGUGUACUGUGAUUUGCCCACUAAAUGACGGCGAUGAAGAUAAAGUUACUUUUUUCUGUC
Oncorhynchus masou masou (cherry salmon) is the source of this 3681-nucleotide messenger RNA. RefSeq names its product kin of IRRE-like protein 3. The record is from RefSeq and is a predicted model, not a curated record. Gene Ontology annotation, molecular function: cell adhesion molecule binding. Gene Ontology annotation, biological process: synapse assembly; cell-cell adhesion. Gene Ontology annotation, cellular component: plasma membrane; cell-cell junction. The coding region runs from base 92 to 2449 and encodes 785 amino acids. The transcript is spliced from 16 exons. Lineage: Eukaryota; Metazoa; Chordata; Actinopteri; Salmoniformes; Salmonidae.